CAUUUCUCUUUUUUUUCCCCUUAUGUUCCAAACAAACCCUUAGAAAACCCCCCAAAUCGUUUACCUUUAAAUUGAACAAAAUUCAGCGGCUACCUCCAAAUUGAACAAAUUUCAACAGCCGCGGCAAAGAUCGGAGGCUCCGGCGACGAUAACAACAGUUAUUGAAAGCUAUUACAUUUAGCCAGGGGAAGUUCUUUUCAACAUCAUUUUCGGGGCCUGAGGCGGUGGCUUUACAGGCUUCUGCCGAUGAGUGCCGUGAACAUCACCAACGUUACCGUAUUGAACAACCCGGCGUCGUUUCUCGCCCCAUUCCAGUUCGAAAUCUCUUACGAAUGCGUCACUCCUCUAAAAGACGAUAUUGAAUGGAAACUCACUUAUGUGGGAUCUGCUGAGGAUGAAACUUAUGAUCAAGUUUUAGAAAGCGUACUUGUUGGGCCUGUCAACGUUGGGAACUAUCGUUUUGUCUUUGAGGCGGAUCCCCCAGAUCCUUCAAAGAUCCGUGAAGAUGACAUAAUUGGCGUGACGGUGCUCCUAUUGACAUGUUCUUAUCUAGGUCAGGAAUUUAUUCGAGUGGGCUAUUAUGUAAACAACGAUUACGAGGAUGCACAGCUAAGAGAGGAACCUCCUGCCAAGGUGUUGAUUGAUAAGGUCCAAAGAGAUAUAUUAUCCGACAAACCCAGAGUUACGAAGUUCCCCAUCAAUUUCCACUCUGAAAACAGUGAAAGUGGAGUACAAGACCCUUCGCAAGAUUGUCAGGCUCAAGUAGAUGGAAACGAAGAAGAGGUGCAAGUGUCUGGUUCACCGCCAGAUUGUGACACUCAAGUAGAUGGAAACGACGAAGACGAGCAAGUGUCUGCUUCACCUGAUAAGCCCUCAAAUGGUGAAAUACUUUAGAUUUCAAGUCUGUUAACUUCUCUAGACGCCUGAUCCUUUUUCUAGGUAUGAAGCAAGAUUGUCCAUUUUAGCUGAUCCAUGGCCUAAACUUUUGAUGAUCCUUUCCCAUGGAACUAUGUGCACGCUUUUGUCAUUUUUGAGAGAUUCAAAGGAUGAUCACGUUUGUUGUAGCUUGUAAUUGAUCGGAUCUGCGUGUCAUGGGAUAUUAAACUGGAUCCCCAGGGUUCUUGCCCCUUGUGUUAAAAUCAAAUUUCGGAGUCAA
This is a messenger RNA of Rhododendron vialii, 1156 nucleotides long. Its product is annotated as probable histone chaperone ASF1A. Bases 247 to 894 code for a protein of 215 amino acids. Gene Ontology annotation, biological process: DNA replication-dependent chromatin assembly. The transcript is spliced from 4 exons. The record is from RefSeq and is a predicted model, not a curated record. Gene Ontology annotation, cellular component: nucleus. Gene Ontology annotation, molecular function: histone binding. NCBI's taxonomy places the organism in Eukaryota, Viridiplantae, Streptophyta, Magnoliopsida, Ericales, Ericaceae.